This is a messenger RNA of Prionailurus viverrinus (fishing cat), 1029 nucleotides long. RefSeq lists its product as uncharacterized. NCBI's taxonomy places the organism in Eukaryota, Metazoa, Chordata, Mammalia, Carnivora, Felidae. The coding region runs from base 25 to 1029 and encodes 334 amino acids. The transcript is spliced from 6 exons. The record is from RefSeq and is a predicted model, not a curated record.
ACAUGUGAAAACACUCUUCACCUAAUGUACCUUGACUCCCAGAAAGGCAACAGAAGCAGAGAUGUCACACACAAAGAGUUUGGAGUAUCGCACACAAGACCUCAACUCCAAAUGGAAGAAAAAGUCCUGCAACCACCACAAUCUGAAAUGAAAGUCAACAUAUGGGAAAUAAAGCCUCCUGAUUUCAGUUACAAACUGUAUACAUCUUUGAGAUUUCCAGAAAAACCAUCAAGGAUUAUUAAGGAAAAACAAGGGAGGGAAAAAAAAGUUAAUUUCCCAGAAACAAUGCUUCACCUGCCCAGCAUAAGGAAUCAUCCCAAGAAGGCCAUAUCUCCAGAGUUUAUAACUACAUUCCCACAUAUGGAUUCAAAUGAAGUGAAGUUAAUGUUUGUGAAGAGUGGAAAGUUUCCAAAUGGUGUAUACCUCAAUCCAAAACCACACGACUUUCGACAGUAUCAACAUAAUUUACCAAACUUUGUGACAACUUUUGAAAGGGACCCUUUUGGAUUAAAAUUUAAGUCCAGACACUUAAGUACAGUACGUGGGUGUCAGUCGCUGAAAGAUGAUAAACAGAAGAACAAUAUAGAAAGAUUUAUCACUUACAAGCCUCAUGAAUGCACCUGGGACCCACAGCUAAUUUUACCAAAAGCCCCAUGGCCCAUUCAAUCAGCUUCAUACACGAGACACAGAAGACAACGAGAUGUGUACAGUGCAUUUAUGGAUCGUGUGGAAGAGAAGUUUACCCAAACAUGCAAGAACAGGGACCUCAUUCUGUACAGUCCUUUGAUAGGGACUAAACUUCAGCAUCUCACUAUCAGCAGUCCACCCCACUACUUCUUACAGGUAGACCCACGUCCUGUCCAGACAGCCUUCUUGGAACUCCCAUACUGCCUUCUGCUGAAGGACACCGCAGUGGUGUCUGCAUUUUCUGAAGCUCAGCAAGAAGCCACCCAUACAUACCUGCAGGCUUCCUCCUCUUAUAGGCAACCACCAUCUCUAUUCGCCAUAAAUGGUAAUGCUAAUUUCUGA